GGCGAAAGGAGACCAGAAGGUGAUCGAAGGGAAGCAGGGAUGCGGAGGAGACUGAGACAUUAGAGAGACAGAGAGGAAGCGAGAGAGAGAGAGAGGCUGACCCGCCGUUGAAUGCGCCCCGGCUAAAUUUAAUAUUUCAUAGCGCAGAGGAGGAGAGGAGAGGACAGGGUAUCCAGAGGAGGAAGACAAGACAGAGAGAGAAGGAGGGGAAGUGAGUAACAAAGCUAUGUGAAACGAGCCCGGGUCGCUUCUAUCAUCUGAAACACGGUGUCGGUUUCACCGACGUAGCGUGCAGCAUCACCUCGCCUUCUACGCACCAUCCGCGGCUCCGCAUCGCCGCUGCCCGGGGAGAAGACUAUCCGCAUCCCAGUAAGGCCCAGGUUGCCUACUCUUCCUGUGUGAUAAGGUGAACAGGUUUUGAUCCCAUCUGCUCCUGAUCUGUUUGUGAUCCUAUUGUAAUCCAGCUGGAUCCAGAUGAUGGUGCGCUUGCUGUGUCUGCUGGUCCUCAGCUCAGUGGCCCUGAAGGAGGCUGUCGGUGGAGAUGUGUGUGUAUCAGGUCAUGACAGCGGGCCAGUGUUUGAAGAACAGCCAAGCAGUUUAAUUUACCCAGAGGGCCUGAGUGAAGGCAAGGUGACCCUCAGCUGUCAGGCCAGAGCCAGUCCAGCUGCUUCCUACAGAUGGCUUGUGAAUGGCACAGAGAUCCCGCUGGGUUUGGACCUGCGCUACACCCUGGUGGCCGGCAACCUGGUGAUCAGUAGCCCGGAGUCUAUUCGAGACACAGGCUCUUAUCAGUGUCUGGCCAUCAACCGCUGUGGCACCAUCAUCAGCCGAGCAGCUAACCUCAAAUUUGGCUACCUCCAUGACUUCCCUCCAGACAGCAGGAGUCCUCAGACAGCAUAUGAAGGCAUAGGAACUUUCCUGGCCUGCCAGCCCCCUCCACAUUACCCAGCUCUGUCAUACCGCUGGUUAAUCAACGAAUUUCCCAACUUCAUCAAGAAGGACGAUGGCCGCUGGUUUGUGUCGCAGGUAACAGGGAACUUGUACUUGGCCAAAGCAGAGCCAAAUGACACCGGGAACUACUUCUGCUUCACCACCAUCAACAUGGACAUCAGCACCAAGAGCACCUUCAGCAAGGCCAACCAGCUCACUGUGCUGUCUGAUGCCAAUCCCAGGAAGUCAGCUCCGAGCAUCAAAGUGCGCUUCCCAGCAGAGACCUAUGCCCUAGCAGGACACACCGCUCAGUUAGAGUGCUUCGCCUAUGGAAAUCCAGUCCCCAAACUGCGAUGGAGGAAGGUGGACGGUUUGAUGCCGUCCAAGGUGGGCUCCAGUGCUGAGGCUCCCACCCUCAUCCUGCCAGAGCUCUCCUUCGAUGACGAGGGGGUUUACGAGUGUGAAGCCUACAAUUCAGAAGGAAGUGACACAUACCAGGGACGCAUCAAUGUGCAAGCUCAGCCGGAGUGGUUGCAGGUGAUGAGCGACUCAGAGGUGGAGAUCAGUUCGGGGCUUCACUGGAGUUGUGUUGCUGCUGGUAAACCACGACCCUCCAUACGCUGGCUACGCAACGGACAGCCACUCAGCACACAGGACCGGGUAGUGGUGAACGGGGCUAGUCUUAAGAUCAGUAACCUGGCUCUGGAGGAUUCUGGGAUGUACCAGUGUGUGGCUGAGAACAAACAUGGCACAAUCUACUCCACUGCUGAGCUCAGAGUCCAAGUUCAGGCUCCAGACUUCAGGUUGAAUCCAGUAAGGAAACUGAUCCCAGCAGCCAGAGGGGGGCAGGUGAUGAUCGAGUGUCGCCCUCGAGCUGCCCCAAAGCCCAGCCUGUUCUGGAGCCGUGGGACGGAGCUGCUCACCAACAGCAGCAGAGUCGCAGUAACUCCAGAUGGCAUCUUGUGGAUCUACAACAUCAGCAGGGCAGAUGAAGGGAAAUACACGUGCUUCGCUGAAAACUACCUAGGCAAAGCCAACAGCACCGGACACCUGUCUGUCAGAGAUGCCACUAAGAUCACAUUGGCUCCUUCGAACGCUGACAUCAAUCAGGGAGAGGAUGUGACGCUGCAGUGUCAUGCCUCCCACGACCCCACCAUGGACCUGACCUUCACCUGGGCCCUCAACGGGGUCCUGCUGGACCUGGAGGACUCUGCUGGGCCGUACCACCGGGUGGAGGGGAAGGAAAACAUUGGGGACCUGUUGAUUGUGAAUGCUCAGCUGAGUCAGGCAGGGAUGUACACCUGCACAGCUCAGACUGUGGUGGACAGCGCCUCAGCUUCAGCUAAACUAGUGGUUCGAGGCCCCCCGGGACCUCCUGGAGGUUUACUGGUGAAGAACGUCGCUGAGACAUCAGUAGAGCUCAGGUGGAGUCGUGGCUACGAUAACCACAGUCCCAUCGGCAAAUAUGUCAUCAUGGGUAGAUCAGCGCUCUCAUCAGAAUGGAAGAAGAUGAGGACAGACCCGGUGAACAUCGAAGGUAACGCAGAGUCGGCUCGUGUGAUGGGACUGAUGCCCUGGGUGGAUUAUGAAUUCCAGGUCAUCGCCAGCAACAUCCUGGGCAGCGGAGAGCCCAGCAUGCCCUCACACACCAUCCGCACACAGCAAGCAGCUCCCACAGUGGCCCCCAGUGGACUUGGAGGAGGAGGAGGAGACCGCAAUGAACUCAUUGUUACCUGGACGCCCAUGGCCAGAGAGUACCAGAAUGGUGAUGGCUUUGGCUACAUCCUGGCAUUCAGGAAGAAAGACACAAUAUCUUGGACAGCGGUUCGUAUUCCUCACGUGGAGUCAUCCCGAUAUGUUCACUACAACGACAGCCUGACACCGUACAGUCCCUUCGAGGUGAAGAUCAAGGCUUAUAACCGCAGAGGAGAAGGUCCUUUCAGCCAGAUCGCUGUGGUCCACUCUGCAGAGGAAGAGCCAACAGCAGGACCAUCAAACAUCAGUGCUGCGCCACUGACCGCCUUUGAGAUCCAGGUUUCAUGGGAGCCUGUCCAGCAGCUCAGCGCCAAUGGCAUCCUCAGAGGAUACGAGAUCCGGUACUGGCGGCAGCAUGAACGGGAAGCGGCAGCAGACCGAGUGCGGACAGCAGGACUGGAAACAACAGCCAGAGUGUCUGGACUUCGGCCCAGCACUCGAUACCACGUCGCCGUUCUGGCGUACAACAGUGCCGGCACCGGGCCGCCCUCACCACGCACCACCGUCACCACCAGGAAACCACCUCCUAAUCGUCGUCCAGGCAACGUGUCAUGGAAGACUGAUGGCUCAUGGGUAACGGUGAGGUGGGACCAUGUGAAGGCCAUGCACAAUGAGUCUGCUGUACUGGGCUACAAAGUUCUGUACAAACAUGAGGGCCAGACAGCGUUGAAGGUUCUGGACAAGGCAAAGACGUCAGUGAGCCUGCCGCUGCCAAAAGACAACGGUUACGUUGUGUUGGAGAUUCGGUCCUGGGGAGAGGGCGGGGACGGGCCAGCACACGAGAUUAUUGUGUCCCGGGACUCAGGAACUGGUAUGAUGGUGCAGAAUGAGGCCUCCUUCACAUCGUCCAUUCAGCCUCUCCACCUCCUCACUGUCUUGGUUCUACACACUCUUGUGUCGUCGUCAGGCCUGUGAUCUCAGCCAGUCGGUGGACUUUUUACUUUUAAUGGCUUGAAACUUAAGCCCUCCUGUGUCUCAGUCUGUGUUUUGGGUUGGGGUGGGUUCCACUGGUUGGGGAAGGUUGUAGCACUGCAGGGAUUGGAAAGGGUGGGGAAGGAAGGAAGGGUUUCAGUUUUCAUUUAAAAAAUAAAAACAACGAGGGUCUUUUUAAAAAAAAGUCUGGAUGGGUUGAAAGGGGUGGGGGAGCAGGGCAGCCCUGUCUGGUUGUGUAUUUGUGUGUCAGUAAAACCAUGCCUUAUGUGGACCAUUACAUCUGUGGCUGACGCGUCUCAUACUUGCGUCCUCCAAACUGUAGCUUGUGAGACACAGACUUCAGGUGUAAAUUAUUCAUAGAAUCAGUGUAUAUAACUUGUGUACAUGUGAUGGCUGUCUGCCUGUUCACACUGAGAGCAACUUGGCUGAUAAGUCUCGGUUGUGGGUGGUGAGCUGUAAAGAUCUGCACCUAAAAUAUUAAGCUCCUCAUGCAUUUUUCACUGUGUGGUAUAUUCUGUCAUAAUUGUACAGUCAGCAUUCCCCACAUCCUGAAAAACCUGGAAUUUAUUAAUGCAGCUUUCCAGUAUUGGAAAUGACAAAAGUGACCACAUUGCCCUUGAGAGAAAUGACUUGUCUUUGUUUUGGAAUUAAAAUAGGAUGGCUACAUAGACUUGCUUAAAAGUUCAAACCAGCUGUUCUCAAAUCAUGUGAUCUGCAGUUGCCACAUCUAUGCUAAGUCAGACUUCAAAUGGAGCUUUUUCUCUGCAACACUGCCCUGGUCUGAUCCACAAAAAGGAAUGUUGUCAGUCUAAAUGACUUUGACAAUGUCGUGGAAAUGUUCUAAGACGCAAAGAAGUGUAAAAUGUACACAUCGAAGUUUACAUCAGUUUACAACAUGAAACUCAAAGAUAUCAGUUACGUAUCAAUCAAAAGGAUGUAAUUUAAUACUUAAAACCCUAAAAGGAAUAAUAUAGUUACAUGAUGAAUAUAAUAAAUCCUUCUUACUGAGAACAUCUGGACACGCAACAAUAGUGCAAAACAUGUUUAAAGAAAUGAUACAGCUUUAUUUAACUAACAAUAAAAUGCAAAAUAAUAAACCAACAUCAGAACACAAUUAGUAACCCAACAUACUAGAUGAUGUACAAUCAUCAGCACAAGAUCACAAAAAAGAUCUAAUAUCAAAAUCCUCAUUAAGUCCCAAAAAUGAUUCGGUAUUCAGGGAAUAAAUACAUUUUUUUUUGUUGAUUUGCUGAGUUAACACAACUAUCUAGCAAGAGCUGAGGGCAACCCACACUGGGCGCGCAUCAAGACACCCGUACCCAUUGUUUCCAUGUAAGCCCACACAUCUGUGGUGCCCUGACGCGCGUUGUUGCAGGUGGACGCAUGCCAUUGUAUCAGGAGACAUCUUUGCCUCAACUCUCCAGAAAAGCAGCAUCACCCCCAUUUGCUCCCUGGACUGGUAGAUCCUGGCUUCUGUACCUUGACUACUUCUUCUGUCUUUACUUUGCAUUGCAUGGCUUCAAAUCCAAAACAAUGGUAAAAUUGCAUCUACAAUUUCUUUUCUACAUUAACCAGCUUGGUAACCCAAAUAUUACUGACACGACAUUCAUGUUUCUUGUUUCUAACCCUUUUCUCUGAAAACACACAUUUUGAGCAUCUACCCAACUGAACUUGACAUGACUUGCCUGGUCUUGUUGCUCACAGUGUGGACACAGAAUAAGGGUCACUCAUUCAGAAGCACUGAAGAACUUUUUGUUGUUGAUUUUUAGCUCCUGCUAAUGUCUUUAUGCUUGUUUGUAUUUUUGUCUCUGCUGUAAUUAUAACUACAGAUACAAUAUGCCACUGGUCCAAAUGAAUGUUUACAUUUUCUAUUUUUUAUGUCUCAUUUUGGGGGAGUAUUUGAUUCUUUUUACAUUGUUUGUGCCUGCAUUCUUUGAAUAAUUCCAACAACAAAGUAAAAUUGCUUCUGUUAAGUGUUUAUUGGGUUUAUUGCAGCUGCUUUUGUGCUAGUAGGUUGAUAUAAAAUGCCUGGGGCCAGAGGUAUGAAUCACUGGUAGAGAUGAAAGAGUUGGUCACCAAGGUUAUCAGAGAGUACAGUUAACAGUGUCAUAUAUCGUCCUCAUUGUAAUCCUGUCAGCAUCUAUCAGCUCUUAUGUAACUUGUCCGGCUCGCUACAGUUUACGGGAAGGAUGUGACCUCAUUCCGGUGGUAUUCUUUUGUCCACAAUUAUCCUGUCCAGGUCAGGUCUGGUCAGCGUGUCAAAGAUAGACAUCAAGUGCUUAGAAUUUGUGUCUUUUGUUGUUUUUGCCUUAAUUUUUUGGUUGAUUUGCUCAGAACUGUUUGCUGCCAACAGUUUAACAUAAGGUUAAAGGGUAACUGAUGCUUUGGGUUUAGAUUGUCGUCCAAUAGUCAGCAAAAAGUGUAAUACAUGGUUUUGGUUUUCUGUAGCUGCCAACACAAAAAGCCCAGUCUACUUUUUAUUCAAUUAUUAAUCUAUUCCAAAUCUUAACAAAGUAAAACGUGAAACAGUAGUUUGAAAUUAAAGAAAAUAAACUCCAGGUCCACUUACUAGCUUUCAGACGUAUCUCCUCAGCGCAUGUAGAGAGAGUUCAGUUGUCAUGUGACAUGUGAAGUGUGGAACGUGACAAUUGAACAAACUCCAUCCACUGAGGAGAGCUGUGACAUGUGGUUGAUGAUUUUAUGGCAGUUUUAACAAAGUAGUUUUAUUUAUCUGUUGUGGGAAUAGCAAUGCUGUUAGCAUAGCCACCACUGCGGUUUGAUAAAUGUAAACCAAAGGGGCAGUAUUGCCGUCAAAUAUCAUAGUUCUUGGUUGAAGCUACAAUAUUCAGCAUCUCCUUGAGAAAGGAUUUGUAUUUGAUCUGAACCGAUAAAUCGGCCUGGCCAGUAUAUUGGCUAAUACUAGCUUAUUGCAGAUAUAUAUUUAUCUGUGCAUAUGAUGACAGAUGAAUAACAAUUCUUUUACAAUUCACAUUUUUUUUAAAUAUCAAAUUUAAGGCACUCUUAUCCAAAAUGUUUGUUUAUUGGAUUGUUUUAAACUCUCAAAUAUCAGUAGCUGAACCACUGAACCAGAAAAGGCUUAUUGCUGGCACACAUACACAAUAUGAUGUGCCCACAAAUUCUACUAGCCCCCAAAACAUCCCAACAUCAUAAAAAAACACAUUUCAGGCAAGUUGCAUGUUGUAGUUUUCAGCCAGUCUAAAUGUUAUGACCACUCUGAUGAAGUUAAAUUUGGAUGAUUUGACCUCAAUCUUGAGAAAUUGUUCAUUACUUACAGUCCUCAGUGUCUACAAAUUAGCUGCCAGACGGCCGCCAUGUUUUUCAGUUCACCUGCUCCUUAGACUAGUCCAAAGCCAAAGCAUCAGAAGUUGGUGAAUCACUUAAGAAACUCCAGGAUUUUUCUGUUGGAUACAGAUUCACCAGUUUGUUUUCUGGUCUGCAUGGAUGUGUUUUUCAUACACUCGUGAAAAAAACUGAAAGAAGACUAAAGAGAGACGGCAUGUGUGAACAAUCUUCACUGUUACCCAUUAACUCUGGAUAGGAGAUCCAAAUUAUCUUUUCUUCUUUUAUUGUUAUGGGGGGGGUUGUUGUUGUAUUGUAUUUAAACAUUGUAAUGUUCUGGACGACCAAAACAUUUUUGUGUUACUUCAGUAUUCAUUUUAUACUUUGCAAGUGGUUGAAUGAUAGGCCACUUGCACUUGAUUGUACAAUGAUGUACUUCAUUUUGUCAGGAAAAUGUAACUUUUCACCACGUGCUUCAUACUUAACACCAAAAUAUUGCUCUUAAAUUAUCAUUUAACUUAUGUUAGUUUGGGUGUAGAAAAAACAAUGUAUUAGGCAAACUUAAGGAAAUAUAAUUUUCUAUGAACACUGGAAAGCAAAAUAUCACAAAUGUCAAAACAUUUGUACUUUGUAGGCUAUUAGCUGUAGACACAUUAUUAUUAUUGCUCACAUGUUCUUUGAUUAGUAAAAACUGAGAUUUAAAUUUGGGUUAGACCAAUAUACCAGUGUACUGAUAUUUGGAGCAGACUAAUCUCAGCAUAGUCUACCUCUGGGCCUACAAUCAUUUCAAUACUCUGGCUUUGGUUUUAGUGUCCCAUAACGGUCUAAAUACUGAUUCUAGGUUUGCUGUCUGUUUCAGUACUGAAGUAUUGGUAUCAGCCUUCAAAAACAAAAUUGGUCCAAACCUGAAUUUAAAUCAACAUCACUGUCUUUCACUCAGAAAUGUUGAGCUUCACACAGCUGCUUCAUCAGAAGUUGGAAAUGCUUUCAGAACCAUUGAAUAAUGUCCUGGUUUUGUGUUUUUGUGCUUUACUCUGUAAGAAGUGUUUUCUCAAUGCCUUUAGUAUUCAUUGAAGAGCCAUAUAGUCAUUUCACCAUGUCUGGGUGCUCAGUCACUGAAUGUUCUGGCUGAUGGACUGGCGGACUGACUGAUUACAUCACUCACUUAAGGUGGUAACAGCGAGUCUGUUUCAUAUGGCUUGACUGAAUGCACUGGAUAAUGUUGCCUUUGGGCCUUUUUAAAAUUGUGAUUGAAUGGAAAUGUGAUGGAGGGGUGCUACUUGUAAAUAUGAUUUAAAAUAAACACCUUGGGAUUGUA
Molecule: messenger RNA, 8236 nt
Organism: Siniperca chuatsi (mandarin fish)
Lineage: Eukaryota; Metazoa; Chordata; Actinopteri; Centrarchiformes; Sinipercidae
Gene: cntn2
Product: contactin 2
Exons: 23
Coding region: 475-3600 (1041 amino acids)
Biological process (GO): cell-cell adhesion; brain development
Molecular function (GO): cell-cell adhesion mediator activity
Source: RefSeq, a predicted model, not a curated record